Messenger RNA from Perognathus longimembris pacificus (Pacific pocket mouse), 981 nucleotides. RefSeq names its product coiled-coil domain-containing protein 54-like. The record is from RefSeq and is a predicted model, not a curated record. Bases 1 to 981 code for a protein of 326 amino acids. NCBI's taxonomy places the organism in Eukaryota, Metazoa, Chordata, Mammalia, Rodentia, Heteromyidae. The transcript has a single exon.
AUGUAUAAAUUUCACAUCAGAAGGGUCAGAGCUGUUGCUGGAUCUAUGUGGAAUAGAAAUCUCUCCAAGAUCAGACAGUCUUUUAGAAACGUCUAUCAAAAAUGUAACGUUCAACACCAAUGCUCAGCUAGCUAUCCAACAGUGACUUCCCAUGAUAGUGAUGAAGAUGACCUCAGUUUGGAUGAAGAAAAAAAGUUUACUGAAAUACUACAAGAUAUUCAUACAUCCCAAGAUGAUCUUCUGAAUCAAACAACUGAUAUGGUCAUUAUGAUAGCAAGAAUCCAGGAAAAGAUGGAUCUAUAUGACACACAGAUAGAUAUCCUACAAACCAGAAUGAAUGCUAAUGAAGACAAACAAGCCAUUAUCACCAAAGAUAUCCUCUCUCUGAAAGCAAACAUUGAUGCGUCAAAGAAGAAGAUGACAGAACUGGAAAACUGGAGUUCACGCUCCAAUAUGUGCUGUUUAGAAAUUCCAGAGGAAGAAGCAAAAGACAAAAUUAUAGAACUGUUUCAAAAAAUUGUACAGCCAGAAGCUCAGAAGAAUACAUCGAUUUCUACAGAUUCAAAAAUGUCUACAGCAAACCCCGCCGAAGUUCCCAUUCCAGCAUCUUCUCAUAGUCUGGAGGAAAACCCAACUUCUCCUAAAGGUAAAACUCCAAAGAGAAGUAACCCAGAAAAUGCAUCAAGAAACUUACAAAAGGCAAGAUCAAAUAUUUACAUGUACCCAGACUUCAGAGCAUGGAUCAAGCUGUUUGUUCGAGGAGGAAAAUGGAGAGUUUUCCUCCAUGCCACCAAGUUAGAUGAAUGUGUCCCAUGGCUUCUUUCUAGACCAACCAAACAUCCCGAGGAAUCGCUAACCACACCCCACAGAGAACCUCUCUUUGGUGGAUUUAUUGAAAACCUGACCAAAAUCUACCUCUCUGUUGUGAACUACUUUUACUGCCGUUUUGGCUUCUCAGAAGUAGAAGUAACUCGCCUGUAG